This is a messenger RNA of Rattus rattus (black rat), 1848 nucleotides long. RefSeq names its product tumor necrosis factor receptor superfamily member 10B-like. The coding region runs from base 274 to 1284 and encodes 336 amino acids. The record is from RefSeq and is a predicted model, not a curated record. Gene Ontology annotation, biological process: TRAIL-activated apoptotic signaling pathway; positive regulation of apoptotic process. The transcript has 8 exons. NCBI's taxonomy places the organism in Eukaryota, Metazoa, Chordata, Mammalia, Rodentia, Muridae. Gene Ontology annotation, cellular component: plasma membrane; cell surface. Gene Ontology annotation, molecular function: TRAIL binding.
AGGAACAGUUCGAUCGAUCGCGGCGGUCAUUCAGAGAACUUUUUCCGUGAGAAAGUCCAAGGAACUUUUUUUUUUUUCCUGGGAGGAAACAGCUCAUCCUUCGUGGAUUUUCAGAGGUGAAGCCGUGGUGUGUCGGAUGAACUAACUUCAUAAGCCUCCAGGACGCAGCCGGCGAACAGCCACAGCGGUCUGGAUAGAUCACGCCCCAGGCCGGCGCACGCCCCAGGCCGGCGGCCAUUCCCGGACAGCAGACCUCGGACUAGGGUCCCCAAGAUGUUACAAGCUUUUCUGCUACUGAGUUUCUUUGUUCCAAUGACUGCUAAGCUAGCCCAGGAUCGCCCAGCUGACCUACAGAGGUUGAAGCAGAGCCCACUGGAAUGUCCAGCAGGCCAGUACCUGUCCGAGGAGGAUGGCUCGUGCAAAGCUUGCAUAGAUGGUGAAAACUACACCAGCGGUCCCAACGUCCUGCCUUCCUGCCUUUCCUGCAGGGUCUGUAAGGAAGAUAAAGUCAUAAAAAGCCCAUGCGUCAAAGCUAGAAACACAGAGUGUGAGUGCAAACCAGGCAGCUUUGAAGAUAAAGACUCGACUGAGAUCUGCCAGACAUGCUCUAACUGCACUGAUGGGGAAGAUGAAGUGAUCCCCUGCACCCCAAAGGCAAACCGGAAGUGUGUCCCCAAAAACACUCAAAUAUCUCAGCAUAACAUAGGCCUCAUAAUAGGGCUCUCGGCCUCGGUCAUAUCAGUGGUGCUGUUUGUAGCUGUCAUCUGGAAGACUAAAGCAUGGGAAACAGUGUGUCUCUUUAUGAGAAGAGUCUAUCCAGGCUGUGAACAGGACCAUGAAAACACAGUGGGUUUAUCUCUCUUGGACGCACAGACAUCGAGCAAGACAAAUGGCUCUCACCACAACACGGAACCUGACAGAACUCAGAGUUCGCCAUCAGGAAGGAAGUUGCUGGUACUGGCAAAUGGAAACAACCCAGCUGAUGCCCUGAAGUUGAUCUUCGAGCGCUGUUCGGCCGAAGUGCCCUUUAACUCCUGGGACCGUCUCAUGCGGCAUAUGGGCCUCACAGACAAUCAAAUUCAAAUGGUCAGGGCUGAAACACAAGUCCCAUGUGAGGUCUUGUACCAAAUGCUGCUGAAGUGGCUCAACCAAACUGGGCUAGGCGCCUCUAUCAACCACCUGCUAGGUGCCUUGGAAGCUGUGGGAGAAAGAUGUGCCCUGGAGGAAAUUGAAGACUAUGCUGUGAAAUCCGGGAAGUUCGUUUAUCAGAACACUACAGCCUAGGCAGGUGUGGUAACUCAGAAGACAGAGCCAAGAGGAUCUCUAUUAGUUUGAAGGUAGCCUGGUCUACAUAGUGAACUCAGGAUAGCCAAGUCUAUGUAGAGAGACCCUGUCUCAAAAGUAAAAGAGGAGGAGGAGAAACUGCUGCAGGUUCUUCAGUAUUAUUGAAAUGUAUUUUAUUUUUCUUGCUAUAUUUAUUGUAUCAUAUAACUGUAUUGUCCUAAAAGUUGAACACAGAGCCUCUUGAACAUAAGUGUUCUAACACAUCUUCAGCCUCCUGGUUUACCUUUGUUCCUGGACAAGGCACGAUUGGUAGGGUAUGAUAGAACCUGCCUAUCAUUCUAACACUGGGGAAAUGAAGCCAGAAACAUCAAGAGUUCAAGGCCAGUUGGUUUACAUGAGCUCCUGUAUAAUGUGCAGGCUAUCCGUAAAUUAUCAUAUGCUGUCUAAGUUUGUUGAGAGCUGACUCUGGGGACAAAGAAGGUGCUACCAUCCCAGAUUCUGGCAUAUUCAUUUCACAGGUCUACCAAGACCCCUUGUCCAGAGACAAAAUACCCCCUCUGUAAC